Messenger RNA from Aspergillus nomiae NRRL 13137, 2412 nucleotides. RefSeq lists its product as uncharacterized. Bases 1 to 2412 code for a protein of 803 amino acids. NCBI's taxonomy places the organism in Eukaryota, Fungi, Ascomycota, Eurotiomycetes, Eurotiales, Aspergillaceae. The transcript has 3 exons. The record is from RefSeq and is a predicted model, not a curated record.
AUGAGUGGAGCAGGCUGGCUUAACAAGAAUAUAGACACCAAGUCUCAAGAAGUACAAAAGCACUUCGUGGGGUUUGCCAAAAUCUCUCUCCAGCAACUGUCGCAUGAGUUUGAUGCAGAAGAGAAUGUCAAAUGGUAUUCUAAGCGUUUCACGUUAGACGAGUGUUCUCGAUUGGACCCAGAGCACUUCGUUAUAGCUGUCAUCACUGAGGACCAGUUGAACAGGGCGAUUUUGGAUACGGGUAUAGCGCGAGAAGGGUUGUCAUUCUCACAAAACCCACCUCAUCUUAUGCUUGAAAAAAGCGUUGUUCUCCCGUGCUUGCGCGGCCGGGAUCUUCUUGAGGCGGCCCGGCGCUUUCUUCCGCCUGGAGAAAAGUGGUGGACAGCUAGGCUAUACCUGAAUUCUCUACCACUCCACUUGCAGAUUCAUCUUACUGCACAGUAUGCUAUAGAGGCAAAUAUUACGGAUGCUCAGGCCUUCCGCGACUUGCUCUGCAACUAUGCACCAUGCACAUCAGAGGGCUGGCGGCACAGGUUCAAAUCUGAUACGGACUACCACUAUGUCAAAAAGGUAGAUUCGAAUAUUCCUCUGCGAGGGGCGCUGGCGGACCUCGCUCCCUACCAGGGGCUCUGGGAGACGUUCACGUACCGGAAGUUAGAGUACAUGUUCAAUCCGCGUUGCAACGAGGUCAUGGUUUCCUACUUGACAAAUAUCUAUCACCUCUGGUCUGGCCUUUUCCCCGGAAAUAUGGCGUUUCUGGUUGACCCAAAAUCUGUUGGCUUUCUGGAAGGAUUGAUGCCGAAGUAUUCUCUGGAUGAUCAAAAAAUCGUCGAUGCUAUUAAUGAUAGUUGCCAGGCUUCUUUGUUCCCCAGGCUGACAAAUUCUAAGGACCGGGACCGUGUGCUGCAGAGCCUGCUCGUAGUUCCCGGAAGGAUACUCACCCUCUCCACUUUCUUUCAAGACGCCAUCUUACUCUCCGGUCCUGCACGCGCGAUCCGCGAUAUCUGCUCCAGUAGGAACAAGGUAUCAAUUCAGGACCUUCUGUUAAGGUCCUGGGGAGGAUGGAACGGAUCCUGCUGUGUACAGCUAUCUGAAACCCGAUUCGAGGAAGUAAAAUUGCCUUCUGGGAUCACCAUCGAGAAACUCGAAGAGUUUUCAUCUUUGAUUAGCCUGCUGCAGCUCUGGUUGGUAGCAUUCCGACAUUUUAUCGAGCCUCGAAAAGGAAGAACAAACGGCAAAGACAGUGUUCAACCGCUACUAAAAGUUCGCGGGAGGCCGUUGUUGUCCAGUGCAGCGAGAAAAUUCGGCUUCGAUAUUUCGAGGAACCAUCAGAACACUUACAGAAACCCGAACCUGCCUGCCUUUCAGUAUAUAUGUGAAGCACUUUCGAGGGACGUGGUAGGUCCCGAGGCGAACAGCAAAGUAAAUUACAUUGCAAGGAAAUUUCGUGAGAUGUUCGAUGUCGAGCAAAAACAGUCCGCUGCACCUCUAAUGCCGGACCAUGCCGUCAAUUGGGAUAAGGAAAGACCCGAUAGGCGGGCAGGUCGCCCCCUUCAGAGAGAGUAUCUCUACGAUCGCAAGUUUCUUUUCAUAAAGUACAUUUAUUGCCCUGAUCAAGAGGCGAAGCACUAUCCAACAUCGUUUGCCAUAAUGCGAGACAUAUUCUUGUCUUUCUUCGGCAGGCACCCCAUGAUUGAACUCCUACGUGGUGAGCAGCCUGCUACCACGGCGGCACUGAACAUCGAGACACCAGUCCAGCAGAUUACCAAUCAACUACCAUCCGAGGAGGAAACGUUAGUUGACAAUUGCCAGCAGUAUCCAAUAGAUGAGGAUCCAGAGAACAUAGACGAUGCAUCAUCUGUAUUAUCGCCUGUUGAACUCCACCCUCACCCGCCUGAACCACAUCAUGCACAAAUGGAUGGUGUCGAGAAGUCAGUGCCGUUAGCCGCGGGUUUCGAGGAUGAGAUAUGCAAAGGCCCGGUCUGCACAAGGAUUCCUAUUUCUGUCCACAGAAAGGCAGAAGAGAUCCUAACCACAUGGUACAAAAGCAAUAACUCUAGUGUGGUUGUUUUUUACCUAUUCAAUUCACGAGAGUAUUAUAAGUUUUUUUCAGAUGACGAGCUGAACAUUCGACUAAGCCUUACCGACUUGGCACUGGACCAUUACUUUCUACUUCUCGAUGGGGAUGCGUUUAGAUCGGAGGCACCAGAUACUGCAUUGAAGGAUGUUCUUCAAAGCAGAUUAUUACUAGUAGGAACAAAAUCCAAACCCGGUGAACUUGAAAACCGCGAAGGUGGAAUAACACGUGAAGACUUGGAAGAAUACAUAUCGAGGCAUGAUGUCUUCACUGGUAAACGGCGGAAUACGUCAGACGAACAUGAUCAGCGACCAGUGACUCGCCGUCGAGCAUAA